This is a messenger RNA of Mycotypha africana, 1114 nucleotides long. Its product is annotated as S-adenosyl-L-methionine-dependent methyltransferase. NCBI's taxonomy places the organism in Eukaryota, Fungi, Mucoromycota, Mucoromycetes, Mucorales, Mycotyphaceae. The coding region runs from base 53 to 1081 and encodes 342 amino acids. The record is from RefSeq and is a predicted model, not a curated record. The transcript is spliced from 4 exons.
GCUGCUUUAUUUUUAAUACACCUUUCCUUUUUUUUUUUUCUGUGUACUCUGAAUGCUUGUUAAAUUUAGUGUGCUGAUAGGAUACCUCAGCUGUCUCCCAUGGAUAGCUUGGUCGACAGAUGGCUCGCUCAAUAUGAUGCUGACCUACCUUCAUGCUGUCGGCGUCUGUAUUUUACUGUACGUUCUGUUCUUCGCAUCUGCUACCCUAGCUGAGCAAAAGACAAAUGAUCUCUACGGAUUACGACAUAUCUUAUUCAACGUGGAGCUUCCUCCAAAGACAAUGUGGUUCAAUAUGGGUUUAUGGGAUAAAAAAGGCAUCCGCUUUCCUACCGCCUGCGAAAAUCUUGUUCACGCAGUCGUCAGUAAAAUGGAUAUGAAGGCUGGUUCAAGUGUACUGGAUGUUGGCUUUGGAUGCGGGGAUUCUUGUAUACUUUUAGCAGAGACCUAUCAUUGCCAGGUUACUGGUUUAACCAAUGAAUUAUCUCAAUGGAAGAUAGCUGAAAAGCGAGUUUCCAGUCAAGAGCAUUUGCGCAACAAAAUCCAGCUCAUACACGGCUCUGCUGAUAAUAUUCAUCAAUGGUUGCCUCCCACCACAAGCUUUGAUUAUAUCCUAAGCAUCGAUUCUGCGUAUCAUUACAAUACACGCUGGAGCUUUUUAAAAGACGCUCGUGACAAACUCAACAUAGGCGGAGUGGUCGGCCUUUACGAUCUAGCCCUCGAUGACAGCUUUGCUAAUGGAACCAGAAGCCCAUUUGCCACACUUUUCCUGAAAUGCAUCUGUAAGGCUAUGCAUGUGCCCAUUCGAAAUCUGGUCACAGUGACAGAGUAUAAAAGGAUCGUCAGUGAUCUUGCUUAUUUAAACGUGCAAGUUCAACCGUUGGACAGAAGAGUCGUUUUUGGAGGUCUAGCCAAUACACUUGCUCAGUUAGAUGUCACAACAAAACAGUAUGGCAUUGGUGUUAGUCUUUCAAACAAGCUAUUUCUGAAAGCCUCACGUUUUAUCUUUGAUGUGCUGGCUAAGAGCUCCAUCUUUAUUCCCAUCAUUGUCAUAUGCCGUAAAGAAGGCACAGAAACGAUGUGACUUUGAGCCGUUUUUUUUUUUGUUUUUUUUUUU